Messenger RNA from Sorex fumeus (smoky shrew), 6434 nucleotides. RefSeq names its product karyopherin subunit alpha 6 (gene KPNA6). NCBI's taxonomy places the organism in Eukaryota, Metazoa, Chordata, Mammalia, Eulipotyphla, Soricidae. Bases 151 to 1761 code for a protein of 536 amino acids. Gene Ontology annotation, cellular component: nucleoplasm; cytoplasm; nucleus. Gene Ontology annotation, biological process: NLS-bearing protein import into nucleus. The transcript has 14 exons. The record is from RefSeq and is a predicted model, not a curated record. Gene Ontology annotation, molecular function: nuclear import signal receptor activity; protein binding.
AAGCCGGAGACGGAGAAUGCGUUGCUCCCGGGAUUGAAACUUGUUUGUCCGUCUCGGGCUGCCGUCCUGCAGGGCCGCCAUAUUGUCUGCUGAAGCUACGGCUGAAGCCGCCGCUGCUGCCGCCGCCAAGUAGGAGCGAGCGGAGCCGCGAUGGAGACCAUGGCAAGCCCAGGGAAAGACAACUAUCGAAUGAAGAGCUAUAAGAACAAUGCCCUAAACCCUGAGGAAAUGAGACGAAGGAGAGAGGAAGAGGGCAUUCAGCUCCGAAAGCAGAAGCGAGAGCAACAACUUUUUAAACGGAGAAAUGUAGAACUAAUUAAUGAAGAAGCAGCCAUGUUUGAUAGUCUCCUUAUGGACUCCUAUGUGAGCUCUUCUACUGGGGAAAGUGUGAUAACAAGGGAGAUGGUGGAGAUGCUCUUUUCUGAUGAUGCUGACCUACAGUUAGCAACUACACAGAAAUUCCGGAAACUGCUCUCCAAAGAGCCUAGUCCUCCAAUAGAUGAAGUUAUCAGCACUCCAGGAGUAGUGGAUCGAUUUGUGGAGUUUCUAAAGAGGAACGAAAAUUGUACAUUACAGUUUGAAGCUGCCUGGGCACUAACAAACAUUGCUUCUGGAACCUCUCAGCAAACCAAAAUUGUCAUUGAAGCAGGGGCUGUCCCCAUUUUUAUAGAGCUGCUUAACUCAGACUUUGAAGACGUACAAGAACAGGCAGUCUGGGCACUGGGAAACAUAGCUGGAGACAGCUCCGUUUGCCGAGAUUACGUCUUGAACUGCUCCAUCCUUAAUCCUUUGUUAACACUCCUUACCAAGUCCACACGACUGACAAUGACACGGAAUGCAGUCUGGGCCCUGUCAAAUCUCUGCCGAGGGAAAAAUCCACCCCCUGAGUUUGCAAAGGUCUCCCCUUGUUUGCCUGUGCUUUCUCGCCUACUCUUCAGCAGUGACUCAGACUUGCUGGCAGAUGCUUGCUGGGCCCUUUCUUACCUGUCUGAUGGCCCCAAUGAGAAGAUCCAGGCAGUCAUAGACUCUGGAGUCUGCCGGAGAUUGGUGGAACUAUUAAUGCACAAUGAUUACAAAGUGGCUUCUCCAGCCCUGAGAGCUGUGGGAAACAUCGUCACUGGGGAUGACAUCCAGACCCAGGUCAUUCUUAACUGUUCAGCUCUCCCUUGCCUCCUCCACUUGCUGAGCAGUCCCAAGGAGUCCAUCCGGAAGGAAGCUUGCUGGACGAUUUCAAAUAUUACUGCUGGCAACAGAGCUCAGAUACAGGCUGUCAUAGAUGCAAAUAUCUUCCCUGUGUUGAUUGAAAUCCUUCAGAAAGCAGAGUUCCGUACAAGGAAAGAAGCAGCCUGGGCCAUCACAAAUGCCACAUCAGGAGGAACCCCUGAGCAAAUCAGAUACCUGGUCUCACUGGGCUGCAUCAAACCCCUGUGUGACUUGCUGACUGUGAUGGAUUCAAAGAUAGUGCAAGUGGCCCUCAACGGAUUGGAGAACAUUCUUCGGCUUGGAGAGCAAGAAGGCAAGCGCAGUGGCUCAGGGGUCAAUCCCUACUGUGGCCUCAUUGAGGAAGCCUACGGCUUGGAUAAAAUUGAGUUUCUCCAGAGCCAUGAGAAUCAAGAAAUCUACCAGAAGGCAUUUGACCUCAUUGAGCACUAUUUUGGUGUAGAAGAUGAUGAUAGCAGCUUGGCUCCCCAAGUGGAUGAGACGCAACAACAGUUCAUCUUCCAGCAGCCUGAGGCCCCCAUGGAGGGCUUCCAGCUAUAAUAUCUGCCUCCAGGGAGGGGAGGGGAUGGGAAGCACCACCAACCAGCGGAAAAGCAGCCCUCUGGUGGGCGGGAAGCCAGGCCCCCCCACCAUUAGCCACCACACACCUCUGCUGCCCUGGAAGACUGUGCUCUUCAACCUGCUCCACCCCCUUCCCUGGAGGGAGCACCCUCUGGACAGACAGAACCAUCUGAGGCUCACUUUUGGGUUUUGUGACAAGAAGGGGACGUGUUGGGUUUUUCUUCCUUACACUAUAUUUUGGCUGCACACAUGUCUUUAACCCAGGAGCCCAGGGGUAGACAAAGGAGGACUGAGGUAAUCAAUUUUGCACCUUUUUUUUUUUUUAAUUUUUAUUUUUUUCUUUAGUGGUGACUGACUUCCUUUAUAUCUUCCUUCUUCCCAGUCCUCUGCCCUGAUCUGUGUAACUCUUAUCUUGGGUACUUGAGCAGAUGGAAUAUUCCAGAGGUGGGAGGGGCGGGAAGGGAGAGGAGAAAUUCAAAACAAAGUGUUCUUGCUCUGACAGAAUAUUAAUCUUGUAUGCUUGGAUUGAGUUAUUUAAUUUUUUUUCUUUUGCACAUUUUUCUUGUAUUAAGACUGCUCUUUCCAAGAGCCAUGCGUUCCUGGUUUUAGGAAUCCCAGCUGCCAGCAUUGUCUGGGACUAGAGGCAGAGGGUGGAGGCUGUUGUGAGACAAAUGCCUUUCCCCCCUCUGAUCGCCCAGACCUCUCUAGUUAGGGGCAAGUACACCAGUGGGAGUGGAGGGGAGGAGCACAGGCCUUCACACAGGGCUUCCCAUGUGUCGCUACUGAUCCCAUGUUUCCUACUCACCUUCCAAUGGUGCGACCCAACUUUAUUUGUUUACUUGAAAAUUCCCCUCAGAGUUGAAUGAACCUCUGAGGUCGCUGUAUUUUCUCCUAAACCCGAGAUGGGGGGCUGUGGUCCUUCCUUUCUCUGGAGGAGAAAGUCCUUGCUCUGGUGACCCAUAAGUUACAGAGGAGGUGAGAGUGAGAGUGUCAUGUAUUGGGAUAGCCAGAGAUCCCUGCCUUUGGCCUUUCUUCUUCUUCCUCUUCCAUAGUUGGAUCAUGUAUAUUUUACUUCCAAAGGAGAGAAUGUCCAAAAAAAGUUCUGUAUUUUUUUAUAUUCUAUAUAUUAGGUAGAUCAAUCUUAAUUGGUCUCAAGAGGAAGAGCUGUCUGUAAUUUCUGUAAGCAAGAUACUGUAAGGAAGACCAAAAAGAGAUGUGGAAGCUUCCUUGCUCAGGAAGCCUUUUCCUCUCUGCUUGGGUACUGGGCUGCCACGUAGGACCAACUUUUCACUCUGGAACCUAUAUAUAGCAGGCCGGUCUGAUCUCAUUUUCCCAGCAGUUAAAGGAGCAAGGAUGGCCCCAAGGCCUGGUGAAAUCUGUCCCUCUAUUCCUUCCUGCUGAGCAUCCUUACAUCUGGAAACCCAGAAAGCAGUCUGCCUUUUCAGAUUCAGUCUCAGACUCUCAUGCACAUAGAUUAUCACAUGGCUGUAUAUCCUGUUACUACAGAAACUCAGCCCCCUCAGUACUUCCAUGAGAGCUUCUGGUGUCUUCCCUAUUGGGGGGUCCUUAUUCCUGGUUUGGGUUUUGCACUUCCUUGUAACAGUUAUAGUUCUAAUCCCUUCUCCUCUUGAGUAAAGCUAGUACAGGGCCUCUUUGGCUUGCCUAUGGAUUACAUAGGAUAGUGAGCGUAGUUUGUAGGGAGUUGAAGUGGAGAAAGCGGUCAGAUAAGUAUAGAACAACUAUGGCACUAAAGGCGCAAUUUGCCCGUCAGCUGCUUUCCUACAGUGGUCCAUGAGUGCUAAGCUGUACUUUCCUUUCUCCAAGAAUAGUGCCAUUCUUGCUUGCAUUCCAGUGCAUUACCUCAGGCUCAGGUAAAAUUCAAGCCUCUCUGCUACAGACAUACCAGUUGGGUGCUCACUCCUGGCCAUUGGUAUUGAUUUUGCCCUCUCCUUCUGAUGUUUAGAUCCAACUCCAGAGCUGUUUCCUAAGGAAGGUGGUUUGGGGCUAGUGAUUAUCACUGAAGUGCCACAUCAGUGCUAAAUCACCUCAGUGAAUCAGGUGCCAUUCUUUCCCUAAGGAACAAUUGACCAACACCAAUCCCCCAGGGAGGCCUGGGACGGGGCUAUUUCACUUGGCUCUUGAUUUCACUGCAAAACCAUUCCCUCCCACCCCUGUCUUUGUUUGAAGGGCAGAAUACUUUAGUGGGUCUACUCUCUACAUCUUAAAGCAAUAGUCUGUGAAAUUGGCGCUAAAUUCCUGUGAGACCUACAUAUCCUGCUUCCUAGCCAUUCUGUUCCUCUGAAAUCUCCGUUCCCGUCAGGUCUGGCUCUGUGCCAUGUGGGAGACAUUAGAUCAUCUGGCUGCUGCUUAAAGCCUGUCUUCUCCAAGUACUUCAAGGCCAAAGUCUUCCAAGACAUGACUUGAGGACAGAUUUCUCAUCAGAAAAAAAUGGUCUCCAGGAACUUUACUUUAUGUCUUCCCUAGACUGUUUUCCCAUUAUCUUCUUCUAACCCCCCCACCCGCUUUUCAGUCAACAAGUGAAAUUCUUGCAGCUCACAGAGGCUAUAACAUCAUCACUUGUGUUUUCUCAUGUCCUUAGGCCAUUUGGGAAGCAAAUUCUUCUUUAGCCCAGAUUUCACUGGCAUCUUCAUGGACCGCCCCAUUUGGGCUCCAGACCUUGGUCUGGGUGAGACUUUCUGGUAGACUUCUGAAUAAUGGUUGAUGCAGGGAUGGAGAAGGCUUCUAGCCUACUACAGAGAAUAGCCUGAGAAGAUAAAAUUUGGGACUCUUCAUGUCUAGUUACUCAUUUAAAGACCUCUCUGAUUGGAGGUAUCUAAGUGUAGAUAAAGGGGACCUGAGCCUUUGGGGAAAAAAAAACUAAAGUGUUCACUGUUUUGAAUAUCACUAACCCCUCUGGGUAUCUCUCCCCCAGUUGUCUUCCCUACUACUAUUGGUCUCUGAUCUUAGAAGCCCGCCUUCAAUUCCCGGCUCUCUCCAGUAAUUUCAACCUUCUGGUAGAACUGCAUCGGUUCCACCUCAGGUGGUUAUUGGGUUCCUCUAACUCAAGAAGUGGACAUGAAUGACUCUUUCCAAGAACAGGUGUUGUAACCUCAGUUUUCAGGGACUUUUGACCUCUCUUACCUGGAAUGUUGAUAUCUACACUCUGUCGCAGAAGACACCUCAUGUCUACCUACCUUCGUUACCCCUUAUAUCCCAGAAUUACCCAUUGCUAGCCAACUAGAUGAAAGCCUAGCAGUACUCCUCUUUACAUCCUACAUAUGCCUCUCUUUGAAAAUCCCAAAUCAUUUUUCAUAUCUUUUCCCCUCGACUUGUUCAGAGUGGGUCUUCCUCAGUUCUCAAUCUCAAUGGAAGGCAAAGAGCCAGAUUCUCCAGUGACUCCGUAGGGAGAAUAUGACUGGGGUCUCAGGAAUAUGUGUGCCCGUCUGCCUCCCUAGCAGGGUGGGAAAGGGUGCAUGGUGCAGUGCACCGAGAUUUAUAGGAAAUGUUCAUGACCAGUAGAAACAUCUUCCACUUAGGGCUGCACUAGAAAAAAGUGAAUGUGAGAAAUUAUUCAGAGUAGCAUUCUUCUACAACUGUUAUAGUAUUGCACAUCUCGUCUAUUUUUUCCCUGUGUCUUAACUUUUGGAUCCUUUUAAGCCAACAAAUUAGAAACUUGGCCCUACAGGGAUCCAUGUGGUAGACACUAGCUGCUCUUUGGCCAAGGCCUUCAUAAAUCAGUCAUCCCAUAAUCUAGCCCCACCCCAGACCAUGGCAAGGGACAAAUUUGAGGUCAAUACCAACUAGAUGUGAAUUAAAGCUGUUCUUUUUUUCCUCUAAGGGCAUUUUUCAAGAAGCCUAUGCUAUGUGUAGAACCAAAACUGGGUAGGAAGCAGGAUUAAAUUUUGGACUCAGAAUACCCCAGGAGAAAGGUUUGUGGAGCAUGUGACAAAGGGCUUCAGUGGGUUUGGGCCUACCUCACUACUUCCAGGCCAGCCUAACUGCUUAUGUCCACAUUAGCACAUACCUGAACCCCUCUGCUGAAGGCUAACCCUGCUCACCUGGGCAGAUCAGAUCUUUGGGCCAUGGAUUUUAGUCAGAGAAAACUGCCUUGCUCUGGGAGGCAGUGAAGGAAGUUGGUGUGCAGAUCCUAAAACUGGCAGGAAACUGACUCAGUGACUUCCUUAAAAUGUUGGCCUCUAAGCCAACUCCUCAGACCCUGACAUUGGGCAUUGGCCUCUUUUGCCAGCUCUUUUGGGAACUACCUUUGACUGAAUAAACAAAGUGUAUGGGUCCCUGCCACUCAAAACAGAUUAUAUAUCUUGAGGGCAAGAACAAGCUUGGGUUCUCAGCUACAGAUCCUAGGAAAAUGACUCAAAUCCUUUUCCUCACUGGUUUUUCUUUUCAAGUUCAUUUGCUUUUAGUUUUCCAAAAACUACAAAUGCUAUUUUCCAUGUUCUCAGGGCCCCUGGGUAGACAGACAAAGCUUGACGAUUUCAGAGAAAACACAGGCCAAGAAACCGUGGCGUUGAGUGUGCUGAGUCCAAACAAAUGAUAUUUAUAUACACAUCCAAAUUUGAAGAGAAAGUGUAUUUCUUUAGGUUUUAAACACUGUAAUAGAUAAUAAAGCAGAAAUAAAAACCUGUUGCAAAGUU